AUGACCGCACACCGCCGCUCCGACUCCCGACUCCACUACUUCCAAUCACGUCAAUCAACAUCAUCAUCAAUCAACGUCCCAAACGCCCCUCUACGGCCCACCGUAGGUGAGUAUGUGAUGAGAUUCUAUAUAGGCACACCCCCAAUGAAAAGGUGGUCCAUCAUCGACACAGGCAGUGCGUUGUCAUGGGUCCAAUGUAAGCCUUGCAUAGAAUGUUAUAAAAUGUAUCAGCCCCCAUUCGACCCUUCCAAAUCAGUGACAUUCGAUAAGGUUACGUGCAAUAAUAUCUUUUGCAAGAACGUGAACAAUGCCCGUUGCAAGCCCAAUACUAAUGUCUGCAUAUUCAGGGAGACAUAUGAUGAUGGAUCUGUGACAGCAGGUGACGCUGCCUAUGAGACGUUCAUCUUGGAGGACACCAACGGUCCCAAUAUUACGCUUGAAAGCAUCAUCUUCGGUUGUAGCCAUGAAAUCACUGGACCCUAUGAUGAAAAUGAGGAUGGGUUGGUGGGCCUCAGCAGGGAUCCGUAUUCGUUUGUUAGGCAGAUAGGGGCCUUUAAAUUCUCCCAUUGCUUGGUCCCGUUCUAUUAUCACAGAACGAUGAGCAAGAUCUUUUUUGGAAAGCAAGUUCAACUUAAAGGCGAAUUUACACCCAUGUUAAAGGUUAAGGGCCAAGAAGAGUUUUAUCAUCUCAGUCUCGACGGCAUCAGUGUCGGUAAGAACCAUCUUCCAAUCAAAGAAGAACUAUUCCACGCCAACGAGAAGGGUGAGGGAGGAUUCAUAAUUGACUCGGGCACAACAUACACAUAUCUCGCAAAGGAAGGUCUCGACGCCUUAAUCAGUGCAUUGGAUGAUGAGAUAUUUCUAGACCCAGCUGAGGACCCUGAUGGAAUACUUCAUUUGUGUUAUAAUGUUGAUUCGUUCGAUGACUUUGAGAUCGUGCCGGACAUAACGUUUCAUUUCACUGAUGCCGAUCUAGUCCUACCCAAGAUAGGAACCUACAUUGAAGUAGAAAAUGGCAUAUUUUGCCUUGCCAUGAAGCCAAGCACCAGUGUUUCAAUCUUAGGAAAUCUAUUACAGCAAAACCGCAUUGUGGCCUAUAACCUUGAGAAGGAAUUGGUUGCUUUUGCCAAGGCUGACUGUACCAAAUUCUAA
Molecule: messenger RNA, 1152 nt
Organism: Magnolia sinica
Lineage: Eukaryota; Viridiplantae; Streptophyta; Magnoliopsida; Magnoliales; Magnoliaceae
Product: aspartic proteinase CDR1-like
Exons: 2
Coding region: 1-1152 (383 amino acids)
Biological process (GO): proteolysis
Cellular component (GO): extracellular region
Molecular function (GO): aspartic-type endopeptidase activity
Source: RefSeq, a predicted model, not a curated record